This is a messenger RNA of Pseudoliparis swirei, 1739 nucleotides long. RefSeq names its product calmodulin 2a (phosphorylase kinase, delta) (gene calm2a). The coding region runs from base 77 to 526 and encodes 149 amino acids. The transcript has 6 exons. The record is from RefSeq and is a predicted model, not a curated record. Lineage: Eukaryota; Metazoa; Chordata; Actinopteri; Perciformes; Liparidae. Gene Ontology annotation, molecular function: calcium ion binding.
UCAGUCUGUGCAGUCUUUGUGUUGGCUUUGGUUAGUUACGGAUUUUCUCUGAACCAGCGGCUCCAUCUACAUCGAAAUGGCUGAUCAGCUUACAGAAGAGCAGAUUGCUGAGUUCAAGGAGGCAUUUUCGCUCUUUGACAAGGAUGGAGACGGCACCAUCACCACCAAAGAGCUGGGCACAGUCAUGCGCUCUUUGGGCCAGAACCCCACAGAGGCAGAGUUGCAAGACAUGAUCAAUGAAGUGGAUGCUGAUGGAAAUGGAACGAUAGACUUUCCAGAGUUCCUGACUAUGAUGGCCAGGAAGAUGAAGGACACAGACAGCGAGGAGGAGAUCAGAGAAGCAUUUCGUGUCUUUGACAAGGAUGGCAAUGGAUACAUCAGUGCUGCUGAGCUGCGCCAUGUGAUGACAAACCUUGGAGAGAAGCUGACUGAUGAAGAAGUAGAUGAGAUGAUCAGAGAAGCAGACAUUGACGGAGAUGGACAGGUCAACUAUGAAGAGUUCGUACAAAUGAUGACGGCAAAGUGAAGGUCUUGUACAAAUUUCGUAUAUAAAUAAUUUGCCUUUUUUUUUUUUUUUGUGUGUAAUUUAUCUGUAAAAUCUUAAUAGCCCCCUCUGCUGUCCAAAGGAACUGCAUGUAAACUGCAUAGGCUCUUGUCCCAUGUCCUUUUCUUUUGCUGUCAUGGUGUUUUGGAGUGACAGAAUGGUCAUACAACCAGAUGCCUGUGGAAGCCCCUGGGAGUCGGAGAACUUUAAAUCUUCCCGUCUUAUGUGCUCAGGGCCCGUCCACGCAUGGCGACAUUGGAAACUUGUCAGCAAGUUGUCACUUGGCAACACUGUUGGCAUGGAAACAAUGUAGAGGAGUUCAAACUCUGCAUGGACUAUGGACAAAGUAUAUAUGGAAAUCUCUCAGCAUUGCACUACUGCAAAGAAUGACACGGGUGUAUCUCCUCGGUACUCGUACAAACUCUUUUUGUAUCUGCUGUUCUAUAUUCCAGAAAAUGACUAAUCUUACCAUGCUUUUUAAUGUUUUACUCACCAACUCUUUUUUUUUAAUGACUUCUGGUCAUGCCUCAAAUAAUCCAUUCCAAGUUGUAUAUUUUUGUUUUCCAAUAAAAAUUACAAUCUACCCGGUUUUGAAAAUUGUCUUGUUUUCUAAGUUCUAAUGGAUCCUUGAGUUUGUAUACCCUGUAAUAAUUCCCAUUUUUGUAUUGAGGACAGGAUGCUCCGUUUUUGAUAGGAUCUCUUUUUUUCUUGUUUAUAAUACAUAUGAAAUGUUUACCUUGUUUUUUUAAUUGUCCCCUGUUAAUUUCCAAAAGCACUGAGGAGCAUCAGCCAAUGCCUCUUAAUGUUCAGAUAAGCUCAUCAAAUCUGUAUUGUCAUUAAAAUAAAAAGCACUGAGUGGGAUCAACGGCCUCUAUUUUUAAGUGAACACAAUGGUACUUGACAUUGAAUUAGCAUUUACUGUUCAGAUCCCUUACUGACUGCAUAGGCCAUGUGUUGUCUACUACUGUUAGUGCAGCGCCAUGUAGAAGCUUGUCUGCCUCAUGUCUUACUUGGCAUUUGCCCCCAAUUACAAGGUGCAGGGGAUUGAUCAGAAACCAUGGUGUAAAUAGAGGUGUACCUGUUUUAGUUGAAUUGUUUUUGUUAUUCUGAUUAUUGAGUUUGUUACAGUAGCUUGCAGAGAUACUAAGUUUGUUAUUUUGUUGAAUGACUAAAUAAAGCUCUAUUGUGGACCUCA